Messenger RNA from Ceratina calcarata, 370 nucleotides. RefSeq lists its product as uncharacterized. The annotation marks the transcript as partial. The transcript is spliced from 3 exons. The record is from RefSeq and is a predicted model, not a curated record. NCBI's taxonomy places the organism in Eukaryota, Metazoa, Arthropoda, Insecta, Hymenoptera, Apidae.
UCUCCUUUUUAUAUUCUGUUUCUACUUCGAAAAUAUGCAAGACCUGGAUGAUUAUUUUUCAUUGGUUGCGUUGGUCCCGAUGGACGAUUCGCGCCUAGGGACCUUAGAUGGGGUACGGGUUACCAUCGUCCCAGAGGGCUAUCCCAUACGGGUUCUAGACAGUGAGGAGUGCGGGGUACUUAGAUCCCGCAUUCGCCAUGCAAACGCACGAUUGAUUUCACGAAUCCCGAUUUACGAGCAGCGAACUGGAUUACGUCAGAUUGCAUUGGUUCCGAUGGAUGAUUCACGUCUGGGGCCCCUUGAGGGGGUGCGGGUAACUAUCGUCCCGGAGGGCUUUCCUGUACGGGUUUUGGACAGCGAGGAAUGCGGG